CAUUCUCCUGGAAACCUACCCAGAAACUCCACCCUCCGACACCAUGAACAACUCCUGCUGUGGCUCUGUCUGCUCUGACCAGAGCUGUGGUCAAGAUCUCUGCCAGGAGAGCUGCUGCCGCCCCAGCUGCUGCCAGACCACCUGCUGCAGGACCACCUGCUGCCGCCCCAGCUGCUGCAUUUCCAGUUGCUGCAAGCCUUCCUGCUAUAUCUCCAGCUGCUGCAGACCCAGCUGCUGCCAGAACACCUGCUGCAGGACCACCUGCUGCCGCCCCAGCUGCUGUAUCUCCAGCUGCUGCAAGCCCCAGUGCUGCCGGCCCACCUGCUGCCGCCCCAGCUGCUGCAUUUCCAGUUGCUGCAGGCCUUCCUGCUGUAUCUCCAGCUGCUGCAGACCCAGUUGCUGCCAGACUUCCUGUUGCAGGACCACCUGCUGCCGCCCCAGCUGCUGUAUCUCCAGCUGCUACAGGCCCCAGUGCUAUCAGUCUGUGUGCUGCCUGCCCACCUGCUGCCAGCCCUCCUGCUGUAUUUCCAGCUGCUGUAGACCCAACUGCUGGGCGUCCGGCUGCUGCCGCCCUUCCUGCUGCCAGACCACCUGCUGUAGAACAACCUGCUUCCGCCCCAUCUGCUGUGGCAGUUCUUGCUGCUGAGUGACCUGCUCUGGAUUUGUGCACCUUCUUUCCCCCAUCCUUCAGUUCAGGCAGAAAGUGUCUUUUCAGAGAACUUGGGGACUUCCUGAUGUCAUGAAAACAGAGGCACGGACUGAUUUGAAAAAGCUCAGUCUCUUUAUUAGUAUUUAUUCUCUUUUAUAGAAGCUUUUUAUUACUAUUGAAUCUGAAUUUACAGGCAAAUUCCACAUCACAUGUUUUAGAAUCCUUUAUUCUAAUUCAAUAUAUGUAAAACUUCAAAUGUUACCCUUCUAGAUGUUUCUUUCUAAUGUUAUUCUGUUGAAUCAAUUUUUAUGUGGAAUUGUUUGAUGUUCCUCAAUAAAACUUCAUAGUGUUCAAAAGCA
Messenger RNA from Rhinopithecus roxellana (golden snub-nosed monkey), 1008 nucleotides. Its product is annotated as keratin-associated protein 4-3-like. The transcript has a single exon. The record is from RefSeq and is a predicted model, not a curated record. Gene Ontology annotation, cellular component: keratin filament. Bases 44 to 646 code for a protein of 200 amino acids. Lineage: Eukaryota; Metazoa; Chordata; Mammalia; Primates; Cercopithecidae.